AGUGACGCUAGUUGAUCAAGCUGAAACUUUGAAAAUUGCACAUCAUAAUGCUGCACUGAAGCCAAGGUCAUUACAUUCGAAGAUUUAAGCUGUCACAUUCUUACCAGGACGCCAUCUCAACCACAGGAAGUCAAUUGCUUUGAGGAAGAAGCUGAUGCUUGCAAUAACUCCUGGUUAUUUUUGAUCUGAAAAAGGAAGACCAAAUUGAGUUUUGAUCAGAAGGAAGCAUUUUGGAAACGAGCUGUUACCGACUUCUCCAAGUUGUGGCAGAUUGCUUUCAUCAUGUCACUCAAGCAGGAAAAGAGCGAGCCAACAGACAGCUCAGAGCCUGAGCAAGAUUGUAACACAAUGAACUUCAAUCAAGAGACAAAAGAAUCGACAGAUAAGCCUCCCAAAAUGAUUGACACCAGUUGCACCCAAAUCAGUUUGGCAGAAUCGUUCGUUGCCAUGGAGUUGUCAUUUGAAACCCAUCAGGAGGAGAAAGUCCGUAUCCCUAACAGCAGCUCGACUCGAUUUAGCUUUCGGAAGCUCUGGGCCUUUACCGGGCCUGGCUUUCUGAUGAGCAUUGCAUAUCUGGAUCCAGGAAACAUUGAAUCCGACCUUCAGUCUGGGGCUAUAGCAGGAUUUAAGAUCAUUUGGGUCUUGCUGUUGGCCACCAUUCUGGGUCUCGUGUUACAGAGGCUGUCAGCCAGGUUAGGAGUUGUAACUGGCAUGCAGUUGGCCGAAGUGUGUCGCAGGCAGUAUCCCAAGUUCCCUCGAAUUGUUUUGUGGUUGAUGGUGGAGCUGGCAAUCAUUGGCUCGGACAUGCAGGAAGUGAUUGGAUCAGCCAUAGCUAUUAACCUGCUGUCUAUUGGAAGGAUUCCCCUGUGGGGAGGAGUGCUAAUCACAAUUAUAGACACCUUCUUCUUCCUCUUCUUGGAUAAGUAUGGUUUAAGAAAACUGGAGGCUUUGUUUGCGUUCUUCAUUGCAGUUAUGGCCGUGACUUUUGGAUAUGAGUAUGUGACUGUAAAACCGGACCAAGUACAGCUGUUGAAGGGGAUGUUUGUACCCAUGUGUCAAGGCUGUGGAACCAGGGAGUUGCAGCAGGCGGUUGGCACUGUCGGAGCUGUAAUCAUGCCUCACAAUAUCUAUUUGUACUCUGCCUUGGUCAGGUCCAGACAAGUGAACCGAGCUGAUAAGAAUGAGGUGAAGGAGGCGAAUCGCUACUAUUUAAUCGAAGCCUGCAUGGCUCUGUUGCUGUCAUUCAUCAUCAAUGUCUUUGUGGUCUCAGUGUUCGCUGAGGCUUUCUAUAAUAAGACCAAUGCACAAGUGCACGAAGUGUGCGCCAAUAGCAGUAGUCCGCAUUCUGGCCUCUUCCCAAGCAAUAACAACACUCUCAGUGUCGACAUCUAUAAAGGGGGCGUUGUGUUGGGCUGUUACUUUGGUCCUGCUGCUCUCUACAUCUGGGCCAUUGGCAUCCUAGCUGCAGGCCAGAGUUCGACCAUGUCGGGGACAUAUACUGGACAAUUUGUCAUGGAGGGUUUCUUGAACCUCAAGUGGUCUCGUUUCACGCGUGUGGUCUUCACACGGACAAUUGCGAUUACCCCCACAUUAUUGGUGGCUGUUUUCCAAACUGUGGACACAUUGACAGGAAUGAAUGACUUGCUGAAUGUUCUGAUGAGUUUGCAGCUGCCUUUUGCAUUGAUCCCGAUAUUGACGUUUACAAGCAUGGACUCAGUCAUGCAUACCUUCGCUAAUGGUCUAAUAUGGAAGAUCAUCGGAGGAUUUAUCAUUCUGAUCAUCUGCUGCAUUAACAUCUAUUUUGUGAUCGAUUACGUGAGGAGUCUCCACAUGGUCGUGUUUUAUGCUGUGGCAGCAAUCAUAGCGGUCGCCUACCUGUCGUUUGUAUGUUACUUGGUGUGGUUUUGUUUGGUAGCGAUGGGUGUCCAGACCUUAGCCUGUGGGCGUGCAAGUCAGUGCCAGCAAGAUGACGAUCUUGCAAGGUCAGAAGCACAUGUUCUGUCGGAUAGUAGAUCUACGCUCAGCAGACAGUAGCACCUUCCAUUGAAGACUGUAUCGAGAGGAGUUGCGUGAAGUGUUUAUCUUGCUGACAGAACCAUUUCCAAAUGGGUGUGAGUCAACAUAUUUGCUGCAAAUAAAUGAUUGUCACGAAUCACAAUGAGGAGUUGUAUUGAUACCCGAUUCAGAAGACGAUGAUGAUGAGAUUUGAUUUUAACGACAAGCAAAAGUCAUAAUUUCCACUUGACUUCUAUCUGACCACUGGAACUGAAGAUACAAUCAUUGGAUCAGGGGUGAAACCAGUGCCACCCUGUUAUGAUGGCAGUGAUGCCCGUGGGCAGUGCUAGUGACGUUGAAUUUCUGAGGUGUUUUAUCUGGGCUCAGCUGUGUUAUUGGAGGCUAACCUGCCUCCUGCUGGACCCAAGUCAGAAAUAUGUUAAAAUAUUUAAUGAAUUGAUCCCUUUCACAGCAGACUGAAAGGGGCAUUCUGGGAAAUUCAAGGUGGUAGGGAGUCACCCGACUGUCAGGCUGCUGAAGGGUGGCGAGCAUGUGUGUUCACACAGAGAGACCCUGGACCAUGUAAAUGUCAGUGAGCUUCUCAGCAUCACUCAGAAUGGUUUCAGCUUCCAGCUCCCAGACCAAACCACCACAACAUGGCCGAGAACCUUCUCUGUCUGAUGUAAAUUCUCAACUUGUUUUUUUCCUUACCAGAAAAAGAAUGUUUUUUGGAGGUAGGAGACAAUGUAAGACAGGACGAAGCAAGAGAGAAAGAGAGAAAUAGGAGAACGCGAGAGAGAGAGAGGAGGAGGCAAGAGGGAGAGACAGGAGGAGGCGAGAGACAGAAACAAAAGGAGGCGAGAGGGGGAGAGAGAGACAGGAGGAGGCAAGAGAGAGAGACAGGAGGGGGUGAGAGAGAGAAAUAGGAGAACGCAAGAGGGAGAGAGGAGGAGGCAAGAGGGAGAGACAGGAGGAGGCGAGAGACAGAAAUGCGAGGAGGUGAGGGGGGAGAGAGACAAGAGGAGGUGAGAGAGAGAGAGACAGGAGGAGGUAAGAUGGAGGCAGAAGAUAGACAGGACGAAGCAAGAGAGAGAGAGACAGGGCCAGGCGACCUUUCUCGGAGGUAGAGACCACUGUACCACAAGAGCCCUUGCUACUCCAGUGUAUUGUGGCUGUGCCACAAAGAAUCCCAUUGGUACCCCUUCACUGGUUCUGGAGGCCCAUUGGUGCUGGGCCUGUGCUCAGUCAAUGGAGCCUGUUUGUCUCACCCAGUUUCUGCACUCCCUUCCAGCCCCGCCCCUCCGCUGUGAUCGUUGGUGCAUUGAGGGAGAAGGGAGGUUUCUGCCUGUGCAUUGUCACGUGGUAUAAUUCUUUCAAUGUUUGCCGUUGUAUUUCAAAAUGAUCCUUAAUUAUCAUAA
Messenger RNA from Stegostoma tigrinum, 3413 nucleotides. RefSeq names its product natural resistance-associated macrophage protein 2-like. NCBI's taxonomy places the organism in Eukaryota, Metazoa, Chordata, Chondrichthyes, Orectolobiformes, Stegostomatidae. Bases 283 to 2034 code for a protein of 583 amino acids. The record is from RefSeq and is a predicted model, not a curated record. Gene Ontology annotation, biological process: metal ion transport. Gene Ontology annotation, molecular function: iron ion transmembrane transporter activity; manganese ion transmembrane transporter activity; cadmium ion transmembrane transporter activity. Gene Ontology annotation, cellular component: plasma membrane. The transcript is spliced from 18 exons.